AUGGGACAGUCUUCGUCUACACAAAGAGACCAUCGCCGCAGCCUUUCAGAUCAUUUACUUUUUCGAACAGCACGUGGAUGGGAGCAUAGACAUGAAGCUAUGAGCGACAGGCGACAUUUCGAGCAAACUGGGGAUGCCGGCCAUCCUUCAAGGACGGAAAUAUUCAAUGACAAUAUGCAAACUGCACCUUCAGUCCAACCAGGGACAGCCGCAGAGCUAUCGGGACAGUCUACUUUUUCGGACAGCUGGCGAACCAAUCAUUUGGGAAACACGCGUGGAGAAAAUGGAUCGGUUUUUGACCUAGGCCAUCAACAGGACUACCAAGAUUACCGCUCUGCAACCUUUGCCCGCAUGACCGCGAGGAGGCAGUCUACCAUGUCGAGAUUAGGGUCCAGAAUAUUGCCAAAUUCGGUUAUCCGCGGGCUGCUAAGCAGUGAGGAAGAGACACCUGCGGAGGGACACGCUCAUCGACAUGGCGUUUCAAGAUCUACACCGAGGAGCGAGGUGGCCCAUAAUAGCAGUCGCUUCAGCCCCUUCAAUUCCCUGGGCUCUAGAGGCAUUACCAGGCGUUCACUUCGAGCGCCUUAUUUCAUACCGCGGAGUGAUCCAACUCUGGCUCCAGACACGUCUACGCCUUCAGCUUACCCCGAUCCUGCCUCCGAACGUGCCCGAGAGUCGAACAGAGGAUCCUGGCGUCGAAGUGCUCGGCUCCAUCGUGUUCGGCGCUCGUUAUCCAACCCACUGUCUCAAAUGCUCGGCCAACCGUCCACGGGCAUAUCGUCCCCUAACACCGAGGGCGAGGGUGCAGUGCGCCCAUCUUCUCCUGGUGAUGGCCCUUAUCCUCUCUUCCCUCCUUCGACAGAGUUGGAUAGCCGUAUGGAUUUUGAUGAGCCUCAUGGGGCUCAUGAACUCGAUUCGGUUGAACCGGCAGUACGGCAUACUCGUCCAGACUCUCCUGCAUCUAAUCAGUCUGCACAAGAAGUGACGAAUACACGGCAAAUUCCUAGUUUCUUGCGGGCGCAGCCUUCCCGAGUUUUGCGGCGAGAAGAACAAAUGCCUAUGUCGCGAGUCCUACAGCUGGCUGCCGCUGCGAUUGCAGCCCAACUCUCUGGCUCAACUAGUCCGGUGCUCCCGAAUAUCCAGGCUCUCGGUAAUGAUGGAUUAAAUGGCUCAUUGGAGAACUUCAUUCAAAGUCUCCACAAUGCCACGUCUACACAAGCGAACCCUAGUGAUGCGCCAAAUCCUGCUGGAGAGGGUGGCCCUUCGCCUCCGCUCAAUUUCUUGCGGGUGUUUCGAUUUGCCAACUCGGAUCCUGCAAGGGCUGACGCUACGAACCGGACCUCAACAGGGUCAGAUAAUGUCAAUAACCAAGCGGAUGGAAUGGAUGUUGAUAACCAACCAGAGGGCACUGAAGCUGAAGGACGUACAGUCACCCUGGUCGUUGUAGGUGUCAGAUUGGUUCCGGCGAGCAACGGUCCCGGCAAUGACCAACCCAACCCAGGGCAUGACCUGGAUGCGUUGCUCCGAAUGCCGUUUCUGUCGCCAGGAAUACGGAAUCCAGAUGGUGGCUCGAACCGUCCUGAUGCAGCGUCGAGACUGUUCCCCAGCCGUCUGUCAAGAGAAUCUGGCGCACUGUCUACGAAUGAUGAUACGAUGCAACAAGGAUCUUCGAACGUCCCUCACAGACUCUCUGAUGCAAGUAUUGGUAGCCCGCUUUCUUCACUCCCUAAUUCUUCGCCAGCGAGCCCAUCUGGCCCUCAUCCUCCACCUUCGACUCCCGCUGAGCCAGGUUUGUCGACGUCGGCGUCUGGUGCUUCAACACCGAGUCGCAGACCAUCUUCUACAUCGGCUAUGUCGCCGAAUGCUUUGCCGCAAGUCCACGAAAACCAGUCAAUACAACCUUCGGUUGAGCAUGCUGAAGAACACGCUCCGUUGAACACCGCUCGUCAACGGCGCAGGAGUGAUUCUGAAUAUGCUCGCCACCGUGGCCUCGGCGCUGGUUCUAAUAGGCGAAACGGUGUCGUGGAACCCGACAAUGCAACCCCGCCAGUAGGUAGAAGCUGGCUAAUCUAUGUCGUGGGGGCAAACGUUUCAGAGAACAAUCUGGCGUUUGCAACCCCGAGUCUUUUUACCGACAAUCCGACUUACGAGGACAUGAUCUUGCUGUCAUCGCUGUUAGGACCGGCAAAGCCACCGGUUGCCACACAGGAAGAUGUUAGCUCAGCUGGCGGGCUGUUCCGUCUUGUGGAAUAUGCUGGAUCCUUGGUUGCCGAGGCCGCCGAUGGCGCGGGCAACAUCCAAAUUCCUGAAGGUGACCGUUGUUUGAUAUGCCUCAGUGAUUACGAAGCAGCGGAAGAACUCAGGCAGUUGACCAAAUGUCAGCAUGUCUUCCACAGGGAUUGCAUUGAUCAGUGGCUCACAACCGGACGCAAUUCCUGCCCGCUAUGUAGGGGUGAAGGUGUGACAGAAACGCAGAAUACGAAUCCGGCCCAGGGCCCCGCGAUGUCGGGUGAAAUCUAA
This is a messenger RNA of Aspergillus chevalieri, 2520 nucleotides long. Its product is annotated as RING-H2 finger protein. The record is from RefSeq and is a predicted model, not a curated record. Gene Ontology annotation, biological process: protein ubiquitination. The coding region runs from base 1 to 2520 and encodes 839 amino acids. Gene Ontology annotation, molecular function: ubiquitin protein ligase activity; zinc ion binding. The transcript is spliced from 3 exons. Lineage: Eukaryota; Fungi; Ascomycota; Eurotiomycetes; Eurotiales; Aspergillaceae.